GGGGUCCGGAAGCUCCAGCGACUCGGCGGCACCCGCCGCUUUGAGGUAGCGGGUCCCGACAGGCGAUGGACCCCUCGGGCUCCCGGGGGCGCCCCACGUGGGUGCUGGCCGGGGGCCUCCUGGCAGUGGCCCUGGCGCUGGGGGGCCGAGGCUGUCUCGGCGCCAGCUCACGUCCCCGCUGGCGCCCCCUCGGCGCGCAGCCACCCCGGGAUCCCCAGGUGGCUCCUAGGUCUGGGCCCGGCCUGAGGACCCCUCCGGGGCGGAGCGGGGCGGGGCCCGAGAGCAGCACGCAGGUGUAUCCCGCUCAUGGCCAGAAAGCUUCGAGGGAAACUGGAGACCUUCCUCGGGGUGUGGCAGCUGCCGGCUUGGACUUCACCAGCGACCCGGGUUCGAAUCCUGCUCUCCAUUUUACGAGCUUCGACCUAGGGCAGGUCACUCCUGUGCCCCAGUUUCCUGAUCGUUGAAACGGGGCCGUCCCGGCGUCCACCCCAGAGGGUGGAAGUGGAUUAGAUGAGCUCACAUAAGCAGAGCCCCUUGCAGAGGCCAGCACUGGGAAAUUGCAGCGGUUUUUAAAAGUGGGGACUCUUGGCUGGACUCUUAGGUGACUGAACUCUCCUGGCUGAUGGAUUUAGCCACUUCCUACUUCACCCUGGCCCUCCCUCUGUGGUCCUAAACUCGAAAGGCAUGGAUCCCUGGCUGUAGCCCUAGACUUGACCUCCCCCGACAAAGCUGGUCACCAGUCCUAGUGCCUUUUCCUCCAAAUCAGCUCGGAUGUCUGCCCCUCCUCCCUCCCCACUGCCACUCCCUGGCUUCAGGUCCCACCACUUCACUUCCAGCUCUUGGUGAUGGUUUCCCCACGUCUCCCAUCCAUUUUCCCCCAGACCUCUGGGGUGGUCUGUCCUGGUAGACAUCCUGCCACUCCUGUCCCAUGCUGGCACUCUUCUCUCCACCUUAUUGCCCCUGACAGCACACCCAGGCUCCUAUUCCCAGGAAUGCCCUGGUCAAUGGUCUGGCCCAUUGAUGCUUCCCUGAGGUCCUCCCACCUCUCUCCUAGGGUGGUGGGUCGUGUCCUGCUGUGUUCUCUACCCCAGGACACUUGCGACACUGGCAGAGGUUUAGUCUCUUAAAAGAGACCCUGCUCCCUUUCUGUCUUUAGGUUUUCACUGGAAAAACGCCAUGUCAGUGUCCUGAGCUUUCAAAAGCCCAAUGACAGAACAUGUUCCCUGGGUCCUUUCACUUGCAUGUGCCCUGUGAGAUGGGAGUAUCUGGCCCGUUUUGCAGGUGACAAAACCAAGGCUCAGGGAGCCGCGUCCCCAGGCCUGUCCUGUGCUCUCUCCCUGGCCCCCAAGUUCAGAGCCUGCGUGCCUGGCCUCACCUGCUUUGCACAAGCUCUUCCUUCUGGGAAGCCAGUGUCAGAAGAUCCUGGUGCACGUUGGGCUCUGUCAGCCACAGUGGUGUUGAGGGUGGUCCCUGCCAGAAGGGAGGGACAGUGCCUACUGGGAAGGGCCUGAAGCCAUCUAGGACCGUGGUGGGUCUAGAGUACCUCACCCUCAAGGGCCGCCCCUGCCUUUGCAGGAAUCUGGGAAUGAGCACCUGUGUUCAGGUGCCCUUCGCAUCUUGAGCACGUCCCCUGGGCCCUGGCCCUGCCCACGCCCAUCCCAGCUGUCGAUGGUACCAGCCUUCUUCCGUCUCUCUGGGCCUGUCUUGGAUAGCCCUUCUGCACACUGUACAGGAAAGAGCUCUGGCCAUGUGUGUCCCUGACUUGGCCACUGCCUCUUGUGGGGCCUGGGGCAAGUCACAGCCCUCAGGGUCUCUGCUUCCUCUUCUGAGCAAUGGUGUAAGGGCUGUUCCCAGAGCACAGUUCCCGAAGGCACAGGACUUGCCCUGUAUGAUUUGGCCCAAAGUGGAAUGCUGUCACUUUAAGACUGCAGUGGAAGCACCACUUGGAAUGAAAUUGGACAAGAAAAUGGAAGUCUUUAUCCCACUCUCAACUUCUGCAGCCUCUAGUGGGCCAUGGGCUCAUUCCUUAUUUGCUUUUAUACCCUCCUGGCCUAAGAAGAACUUAUUUAAAAGAGAGUCUCCUAUAACAUACCGCCUGUAUGGGGACAUUUCAAGAGAAGUUCAAGGGACUUCUGAAAAUGGAGUAAUUUUUCAGAAAUGUGCACUGGUGUCCGAGUCGAGCGAAGCACAGACAGCCCGCAUAUGGCUGCUUGUUAACAACACCAAGACAACCUCGUCAGCCAACCUCUCGGAGCUGCUCUUGCUGGACAGCAUUGCUGGUCUCACCAUUUGGGACUCCAUCGGAAACAGGACCUCAGAAGGAUUCCAGGCUUUUAGCAAGAAGUUUCUGCAAGUGGGAGAUGCCUUUGCUGUCAGCUACGCAGCCACGCUCCAGGCUGGAGACCUCGGGAACGGGGAGAGCCUCAAGCUUCCUGCCCAACUCACCUUUCAGAGCUCGUCACGGAACAGAACACAGCUGAAAGCGCUUUUUUCCAUAACAGCAGAAGAAAACAUAACGGUUCUGCCACACCAUGGCCUCCACGCAGCAGGGUUCUUCAUUGCCUUCCUCCUCUCCCUUGUGCUGACCUGGGCUGCCCUCUUCCUCAUGGUUCGCUAUCAGUGUCUGAAGGGAAACAUGCUCACCAGACAUCGGGUUUGGCAGUAUGAGAGCAAGCUGGAACCCUUGCCGUUCACCUCAGCUGAUGGCGUGAAUGAGGACCUUUCCCUUAAUGACCAAAUGAUAGACAUUCUGUCUUCCGAGGACCCUGGGAGCAUGCUUCAAGCCUUAGAAGAGUUGGAGAUUGCAACCCUGAAUCGGGCAGAUGCAGAUCUGGAGGCUUGUCGAACACAAAUCAGCAAGGAUAUCAUUGCCCUUCUGCUGAAAAGUCUCACCAGCAGUGGCCACCUCUCACCCCAAGUAGAGAGAAAAAUGAGUGCUGUUUUCAAAAAGCAGUUUCUGUUGCUGGAAAGUGAAAUACAAGAGGAGUAUGAUCGGAAGAUGGUGGCACUGACAGCUGAAUGUGACCUGGAAACAAGAAAGAAGAUGGAAAACCAGUACCAGAGAGAGAUGAUGGCAAUGGAGGAAGCAGAAGAGUUGCUGAAACGUGCUAGUGAGAGGUCUGCUGUAGAGUGCAGCAACCUUCUGCGGACCCUCCAUGGCCUGGAACAGGAGCACUUGAGGAAGUCUCUUGCUUUGCAACAAGAAGAAGACUUUGCCAAAGCUCACAGACAGCUGGCUGUUUUCCAGAGAAAUGAACUGCACAGUAUCUUUUUUACCCAGAUAAAAAGUGCUAUUUUCAAAGGGGAAUUGAAACCAGAGGCAGCUAAAACGCUGCUGCAAAAUUAUUCUAAAAUACAGGAGAAUGUAGAAGAGUUAAUGGACUUUUUCCAGGCUAGUAAGAGGUAUCAUCUAAGUAAAAGAUUUGGCCACAGGGAAUAUCUGGUCCAGAACCUCCAGUCAUCAGAGACCCGUGUGCAGGGCCUUCUGAGCACCGCUGCAGCCCAGCUGACUCACCUCAUUCAGAAGCACGAGAGAGCAGGGUACCUGGAUGAAGACCAAAUGGAAGUGCUAUUGGAGCGGGCUCAGACAGAAGUCUUUUCAAUCAAGCAGAAGUUGGACAAUGACUUAAAGCAGGAAAAGAAAAAGCUCCACCAAAAAUUAAUAACUAAGAGAAGACGAGAGUUGCUACAAAAGCACAGGGAGCAGCGCAGGGAGCAGGUGUCCGUCAGCGAGGCCUUCCGAGCGGUUGAGGAUGCCGGCCAGUACCUGCACCAGAGGAGGAGCCUGAUGGAGGAGCACGGCGCCGCCCUGGAGGAGCUGCAGGAGCGUCUGGACCAGGCCGCCCUGGACGAUCUCAGGACCCUGACCCUUUCGCUGUUUGAGAAGGCCACCGACGAGCUGCGGCGCCUGCAGAACUCAGCCAUGACCCAGGAGCUGCUCAAGCGCGGGGUGCCCUGGCUCUUCCUGCAGCAGAUCCUGGAGGAGCACGGCAAGGAGAUGGCUGCACGGGCCGAGCAGCUGGAGGGGGAGGAGAGGGACAGGGACCAGGAGGGUGUCCAGAGCGUGAGGCAGAGACUGAAGGAUGAUGCUCCUGAGGCCGUGACAGAGGAGCAGGCAGAGCUGAGACACUGGGAGCACCUGAUCUUCAUGAAGCUCAGCUCCUCAGUCUUCUCCCUGUCUGAAGAGGAGCUGCUCAGGAUGAGGCAGGAGGUCCAUGGCUGCUUUGCUCAGAUGGACAGGAGCUUGGCCCUCCCCAAGAUCCGGUCCCGAGUUCUGCUGCAGCAAUUUCAGACUGCGUGGCGAGAAGCAGAGUUCGUGAAGCUGGACCAGGCCAUGGCUGCCCCUGAGCUGCAGCAACAGUCCAAGGUGAGAAAGUCACGGUCCAAGAGUAAAAGCAAGGGAGAGCUUCUGAAGAAGUGCAUCGAAGACAAAAUUCACCUCUGUGAGGAACAGGCCUCUGAAGACCUGGUGGAAAAGGUUCGAGGUGAAUUGCUGCGGGAGAGAGUGCAGCGGAUGGAGGCACAGGAGGGAGGCUUUGCACAGUCACUUGUUGCUCUGCAGUUCCAGAAGGCAUCCCGGGUGACCGAGACUCUGUCGGCCUACACCGCCCUCCUCAGCAUCCAGGACUUGCUCCUGGAAGAGCUGAGUGCAUCUGAGAUGCUGACGAAGUCGGCCUGCACACAGAUCCUGGAGUCGCACAGCCGGGAGCUCCAGGAGUUGGAGAGGAAGCUGGAGGACCAGCUGGUGCAGCAGGAGGCGGCCCAGCAGCAGCAAGCCCUGGCGAGCUGGCAGCAGUGGGUGGCCGAUGGGCCCGGGAUUCUGAACGAACCUGGGGAGGUGGAUUCUGAAAGGCAGGUCUCUACUGUCCUGCAGCAAGCCCUGAGCAAGAGCCAGACAUUACUGGAGCAACAUCAGCAGUGUUUGAGAGAGGAACAACAGAACAGUGUCGUGCUAGAAGACUUGUUGGAAAACAUGGAGGCAGACACCUUUGCAACCCUGUGCAGCCAGGAGCUGAGACUGGCAUCGUACCUGGCGAGGAUGGCCAUGGUGCCCGGGGCCACGCUUCGCCGGCUCCUGAGUGUGGUACUGCCCACAGCCUCACAGCCUCAGCUGCUGGCCCUGCUGGAUUCGGCCACCGAGAGACAUGCGGACCACGCAGCUGAGAGCGAUGGCGGAGCGGAGCAGGCCGACGUGGGCAGGCGGAGCAUAUUAAAGAAGACAUGUCUCCCUCUCAGAGAGAGGAUGAUAUUCUCUGGAAAAGGAAGUUGGCCACACCUGUCACUGGAGCCCAUUGGCGAACUGGCCCCUGUACCCAUUGUAGGGGCAGAAACCAUUGAUCUAUUAAACACAGGAGAGAAGCUCUUUAUAUUCAGAAAUCCAAAGGAGCCAGAGAUCUCACUGCACGUUCCUCCCAGGAAAAAGAAGAACUUUUUGAAUGCCAAAAAGGCCAUGAGGGCCUUGGGCAUGGACUAGCCCAAGGGAAAGACCUGCAGGAGCAUCUGAAGAGAGAAGGGAUGAUUUUCUCCUGCCCGCCGGUGUUUGUGUGUUUAUAAUGCACAACUCGCAAAUAUAAAUUGCACAUGCAGAAGGCACAGACCCCCUAGCGCAUGCCAACUUGCAGGGACUCGGUUUAAUCUUGUCUCAUGAAUUUCCAGAUGGCCCACUCUCUUCCAUAUCACAAGGACAUAAACACUCCUUCUUUCAGCCCCACCUCCCCAGGGCCCUGGAGGAGACCCCCACCCUGCAAUCCACACCCCAUCCUCUGCUGCAUAAGCUAUGGGCUGUCUGGUGACAGCCAGAUUCUCUACUCUUAUGUUUUGUAUUUGUUACAUAUUCUAUUUUUAUAAAGGGAAUUUAAAAAAAUAAAUGUGUUUUGCACAAA
Molecule: messenger RNA, 5882 nt
Organism: Pan troglodytes (chimpanzee)
Lineage: Eukaryota; Metazoa; Chordata; Mammalia; Primates; Hominidae
Gene: EVC2
Product: EvC ciliary complex subunit 2
Exons: 22
Coding region: 1748-5473 (1241 amino acids)
Biological process (GO): smoothened signaling pathway
Cellular component (GO): ciliary membrane; plasma membrane protein complex
Source: RefSeq, a predicted model, not a curated record